CUCAUUUACAGUAACGCCCAAGCAUACGCAUAGAUCAUCGAAUUUUGCUGCUCCCGCGUUGUACUCAUAAAAGCGCGCCUCCGAUCGCCGCCGUGACUGCUCCAGUAGAACGUUUUCUCCGCCGCGCCGGCCGGGGCUCUGCAGGUCAGGUAUCUUAGAUGAAUAAGACGCCGUCGAAACCGGCGGUGUCGACGUCCUCAGUGGCGUCGACGAUCAAAGCCUACGUGGUGCCUCUGAUUCUUUUUUCCGUAGCUGUCUUUUACCAGCUCAUUGUUAUUCCCAUCUCCUUCCCUACAUCUCACUACGACGUUUUGGGAAUCAAGAGGUAUAGCUCCGUUGAUGAAGUGAAAGAAGCGUACGAAAAGCUCUCAGUGAAGUGGGAAUCAGGAAUUGAAGUUCCGGAGACUGUCGACUUUGUAAAGAUUCGAUAUGCUUAUGAGUUGCUAAAAAAUAAUUUUUGGAAACGCAACUAUGAUCUUUUUGGCAUCGACGAACAACAGGGUGUUCUUGAAAAGGUCAAAGUGCAAUAUUCAGGAGAAAAGUUUUCUAAAAUAAGUCUCCCAUUGUUGGAUGAAGUUGCUUUAAAUACCGAAGAUCACAACCUUAAUUUCAUUACCUCCAACGAUAUUCAAUCUGUAUUUAAUGAUGAUAAGCCAUCACUACUUAUGUUGUAUUCACUUGGAAGCAAACUAUGUGAUCAAUUUUCUGAUGUCUGGAAACGAAUUGUUAGUUUGCUGGAUGGAGUUGCUAAUACUGCAGUAGUGGAGCUUGGUCAAGCUCAACUUGCUGCUUACCUUGCAGAGAAAAAGACUACUGGACAACCAUUCUUUAGGAACGGACUACCGUCACUUGUUGCUUUUCCUUCUGGUUGUAAAUCAGCUGAUUGCAUUAUUAGGUUUGUGGGAAAGCUUUCCGCUGAUGAUAUUACAGAUUGGUUUGCAACAACUGUACUGCAUCUACCUCGAAUCCUUUACUACGCAAAGGACUCAUUGGGACAAAAAUUUUUGGCGAAGACUAGUCCCCAUAAGGUCAAAGUUAUUAUUUUCUCAGAAACUGGAGAACGUGCUGCACCAUUCAUACGCCAAACUGCAAAGAACUACUGGGAUCACAUUUCAUUUGCCUUUGUGCUAUGGCGACAAGAAGAUUCAGCUGUCUGGUUGUAUGCGUUUGGGGUGGAAUUUGCGCCUGCUAUUGUUUUCUUGAAAGAUCCAGGAAUGAAACCUAUUGUGUACCAUGGCUCUGUCAACAGUUCCUCGUUUGUACAGCUCGUUGAACAGAAUAAGCAACAAGAGCUUCCUCAAUUAAGAAGCCGGACAUCAAUGGAGCUGGGAUGUGAUGCUCGUGGUUACUCUCGUGCUGGAUCUGACACAUUAACGUGGUACUGUGCUGUUGUAGCUGGAAGGCUGGGUGAAGAACUCAACAAAAUGCGUGAAACAAUGCGCAGGGUUAAAGAUACUUUAACGAGUGACAGUGGAAUUUAUGGAGCUGAUGAAGGCCCAAGCAUAAGUCCAGCUGUAUUUGCCCUGAAAAGCAAACGUUUGUCCUUCACUUGGCUUGACGGUGAAGCCCAGAAGAAAUAUUGUUUCUUUUACAUCAGUUCUGAAUCUAGCUAUGAAACUUGUGGACCAAUGAGAGAUCUCAGUGAUGUGCCUCGAUUAUUUAUUGUGCGGUACAAAAGAGAUGCUACUAAAGACAAGGAGAUAAAGCCAAGAAGUAUGUUCGACACAUCAUCCGAUGAUCUUGAUCAUGCCUCACAACUUGUGGCUCUUUACAAUGGUUCGUCCGAAAUUUCAGAGAUUGUUCAAUGGAUCUCAAAAAUAAUCGAGGAUGGUGAUUCGAGGGAUCUUCCAUAUUAUAGGGUGAAGGCUCCUGAACUUGUUCAUGAAGAUUCAGAACCUAUGCGGUUUGGAAGUGCCGGGAACAGUCUUAUAACAAAUGCGAUGAAGUGGUUUGGGCAGAUUAAAAUUAGAAUCUAUGACCGUCUAGAGGAUCCAAGGAUUGGUCCAGUCUUGUUUCUUGCUUCUUUAUUGUCUUUUGGCACAAUUUGGCUACGCAGGUCUCAACCCACUCCCCCAUCUCGACCACCUACGCAACCAAGCCCCUCAAAUCAACCAACUCAACCAUCCACUAAGGAAGCAAGCAAACCUAGAAAAAGAAACCGAAACCGUGCGAGAACUGCAUCAAAUGCUGACAUACCUCCUUCCAUCACUGAUUUUGAACCUCCAAAUGCUUAUCAGAUGCAACUUCCGGAUUCUGAUUCUGAGUAGGAAAGUCCUGUCAGCCCAUCUGCAUUUUUGACAACCAUCAACCAGUUUAGCCUUCAUCAUAUAUUUGACUUAAUUUUAUACUGCCGGAUUUGUCAUUUAUAUCUCUGUAGCAUUUUAUUUAUCUUCUGUAACUUUCCCGGCUCAUUUAACUUGAGAUAUUGGGUGUUGAUUAGAGCCUGCGAAAUGGUGGAUUCCAGAUCCUUCUGCUGAAUACCCAUCAUGUAUUUGAUUCAAGUAGAACUGGAAAAUGAGCCACCUGUAAGGUUCUGAAUCUUGAUGAUAUGAUUCAAGUGUUGCUUAGUACAUAGUCAUAAAGGAAAAUCAGCAUAAAUUUCAAACUGAAGUUGCUGGUUUUGAAGCUCAA
Molecule: messenger RNA, 2631 nt
Organism: Momordica charantia (bitter melon)
Lineage: Eukaryota; Viridiplantae; Streptophyta; Magnoliopsida; Cucurbitales; Cucurbitaceae
Product: DNAJ heat shock N-terminal domain-containing protein
Source: RefSeq, a predicted model, not a curated record